AUGAGUGAAACUGAAACAUCUGUCACCACAGCUGCUUGUCCUAUAUGUGGUAAAAGCUUUGCGCAAAAGCUGCUUGAACGGCAUGUUAAUUCCUGUUUAGAUAACCAAGAAGCUCAUACAGUUGAAGAAUUAAUCCCAUCUUCAUCAUCAAAUACUGAAGUUUUAGCAGCUAAUGAUGAUGAGGUAGAAGUUAUAGAAGAGAAUAAGAAACGAAAACCUGAAAAUCCCUUUUCGGUAUUGGGUCUUAAGAUGGAUUCCUCAAAUAAGAAAAAGAAGUUGGAAAAACUUCAAAAGAGUAAACCUACUUUAACUAAGAUCCUAAUUGAAGAGAUGAAAAUACAAUCUCAAGCUAAGAAGAAAUCAAAAGAAGAGGAAUCAUUUACAGAAACUUCAUUUGAUCAAUUGGUUAAAGAGUUCCCUUUAGAUGAAUCAAAGGAUCAAGAAGAAGAUGUAAAGAAUGAAGAUAGUAGUAACGCAACCCAGGAAAUUAUAGAUUCUACUGCUCUAACUCAAUCACAACCUUCAAAACCACCUAGACAGUCUGAUAUACUCACUAAAGCACAAGAACUUUUGAAGUUGAAAAGAGAAGCAAGUAUACCGUUAGCGCAAAGAUUGCGACCAAAAUCAUUAGAUGAUUUCUUUGGUCAAGAAAAGCUUCUAGGUAAGAAUGGGUUAUUACGAAACAUUAUAAGAGCAGAUACUAUUCCAUCAUUUAUACUAUGGGGAUCUCCAGGGGUAGGUAAGACUUCAUUAGCGAGAAUCAUAGCUCAUGAAACAAGUUGCAAAUUUAUGGAAUUAUCUGGAGCAGAUAGUAAUACUAAGAAAUUACGAGAAGUAUUCCAACAAGCUGAAAAUGAAAAGAAUCUUACUGGAAGGAAGACCAUACUAUUCUUAGAUGAAAUUCAUAGGUUUAAUAAAGCUGUGCAAGACUUAUUAUUGCCGGUUAUUGAAAAGGGAGUUUUAACUGUUAUUGGUGCUACUACUGAAAACCCAUCAUUUAUUAUUAAUAAUGCAUUACUAUCAAGAAUGCAUACAUUCGUCAUGGAACCAUUAUCUUCUGAAGCCAUUAUUAAAAUAUUGGAGAGAGCCUUAUUUCAAAUUAAUAAAUUUCGAAGACUACUAUAUGAGUUACAUUAUAUCUCCUUAAAGAAAGAUUCAUUCGAGCAUAUUGCUGAAUUAUCGAUGGGUGAUUCAAGAGUGGCACUUAAUAUAUUAGAAUCUAUAAAUGCAUUCUUAUCAACUGAUAAUUUCUCAAUCAAUAAUGAUAAACGUGCAGGGGUGAUAAAUAUAUCUGCUAAUAUGCUUAAACCAUUACUAAAGACAAGAAAUUUUCACAAUAUGUAUGAUAAGCAAGGUGAGUCUCAUUAUGAUACUAUUAGUGCCUUUCAUAAAUCUGUGAGAGGGUCGAAUGCUGAUGCAGCCAUGUUUUAUCUUGUUAAAAUGUUAAGUGGAGGAGAAGAUCCCAUGUUCAUUGUCAGGAGAAUGAUAGUGAUGGCCAGUGAGGAUAUAGGAUUGAGAGAUAGUUCAUGUUUACCAUUUGCCAUUGCUGCUAAAGAAGCUAUAGAAUUUGUCGGUAUGCCAGAAGGAGAAAUUAUCUUAGCUCAUUGUGCAAUGAAAAUGGCUCGAGCUCCAAAAUCAACUAAAUCUUAUCGUGCCUUACGGUCAGCUCAGCAAUUAUUAAAAGAAAAUCCUGAUAUUACAAAGUUACCUAUUCCCAUGCAAUUAAGAAACGCUCCGACAAACUUAAUGAAAGAACUUGGUUAUGGUGAUUCAUAUAAGUAUAAUCCUGGUUUUAAGAAUGGUGUUGUUAAACAGAAAUAUUUCCCUGAAGGUAUGGAUGAGUAUAAGUUCAUGGAACCAACUCAUUUGGGUACUGUGGUUGACACUGAAGCUCCAGCUGAAAAUCACAGACGAGCGGCAGCAAAAGUUGCUGAAUAUAAUUCAUUCAAAAAAGCCAAACGAAAAUAUUUGAAAGAAGAUUAUUUAAAAUCAUUGAAACGGAAAAAAUCACAGAAUAUCCAGAAAACUGAGACUGAAGCAGGUUAUUCAUAUGACGAGUUCUUAAGUAAAGAAGAUCAACCCGAUUAUUUUGAUGGUGAUGAAAUUGAUGAAUAUUCCGAUGAUCCUGAAAGUACAAAUAAUUUUGAAAAAUCCUAUGAUGAAUUCUUAGAUCGUGACUCUCAACCCGAGUACUAUGUAAAUGAUGAUUCUGAUAAUGUCAGCAUUUUUGAUACUGAUUAA
Messenger RNA from Scheffersomyces coipomensis, 2241 nucleotides. RefSeq names its product ssDNA-dependent ATPase. The coding region runs from base 1 to 2241 and encodes 746 amino acids. The transcript has 2 exons. The record is from RefSeq and is a predicted model, not a curated record. Gene Ontology annotation, cellular component: nucleus. Gene Ontology annotation, molecular function: enzyme activator activity; ATP binding; single-stranded DNA helicase activity. NCBI's taxonomy places the organism in Eukaryota, Fungi, Ascomycota, Pichiomycetes, Serinales, Debaryomycetaceae. Gene Ontology annotation, biological process: DNA synthesis involved in DNA repair; DNA-templated DNA replication; DNA repair.